Molecule: messenger RNA, 2646 nt
Organism: Mytilinidion resinicola
Lineage: Eukaryota; Fungi; Ascomycota; Dothideomycetes; Mytilinidiales; Mytilinidiaceae
Exons: 2
Coding region: 1-2646 (881 amino acids)
Biological process (GO): regulation of DNA-templated transcription
Molecular function (GO): DNA binding
Source: RefSeq, a predicted model, not a curated record
AUGGAGAACACCAACGUUCACUCGGACAUCGCCGAGUUCUUCGACUUUGGCGAGGCUGCUAUGCCGGAUGUGAUCCACUCUCAACCAGAGCACGUCGUGCCCGUUGCAGAGCCGAACAGUUUAUGUCAAGCACACGGCACCGAGUCGACGGACGGGUGCGUUUGUGUCGGCUUCAUGGGCGACUUCGAGAUUCCUGAGGCCACUGCCCAGCCAGCCGACAAGGCCGAGUGGAACCCUGAUUUCUCGAGCUGGAUCCCUCGAUACUCCAAGCCCGAGCAGGCUUGCGAUUACUGCCACUCUCGGCAUCUCGAGUGCUUUAUCACUUACGAGGGCCAAAGCGGCUGUUCGCCGUGCAAUGCGCUGUUCCGGCCUUGCAGCUUCGUCCAGACCUCUGCCGAACCCAUGAGGCAAUCAAGGAAGCGUCUUGAUACGUUAGACAUUGUGACCGAGGACAGUGCUCAUGUCUUUGGUGGCUUGACUGCCAAGACCAGACCGAUGCGAUCUCUUGGUCACAUGGGCCCUAUUGAAGACGAGGGUUUCGCCGACAAUAAAGAUACGAAGAAGGGUAGUAUCCGAUUCCCUCGUGUCGCAAUCAAGAUUCUCAAGGAUUGGAUGGAUGAGCAUGUCGAUCACCCCUAUCCCACAGAAGAGGAUAAGAACGACUUGAAGGAGAAGACGGGGCUCACCAGUAGCCAAAUCUCGAACUGGAUGGCCAAUACUCGCCGAAGGCAAAAGUCACGUCCCAAGCGAACCGCCUCUCCAAGCAUCCGUCCAUCAGAAGCCAUAAACAUUCCAGCCGGUCGAACGUGGGAGUCCCUCAAUCCCUUCGAACGAUGGAAGCACUCCCCCCCUGAGAACGAACCUGCACCCAUGACUGCUAUUCAAAAGGCCGUGGAGAACUUCGAUCCUCCAGAGCCUACAAGUCUCUCUAGUAGCCUUGGAAUUGAGUAUAGUCGCAAGGGACAGUCGAAUGGAAGCUCUGGAAGCUUCUCUGUUUUCCGAGCGCCGUCGACCACGUCACUGGAUACGGGCACCACAAACAUCUCCUCUGGGUCUGCCUCCCAGCAUUCCGUGUGGUCGCACGGCUCUCGAAACUCUCGCACCUCUUUCAACACCUUCGACUCCUUUGGCAGCAACUCGGCUAAAGAACGGCGGAGGCGCCGUCGAGUUCAAACUCGCCCAUCAAAGAUCGACUCUAGCCUAGCUAACGCACGCAUGUUCCAAUGUACCUUCUGUACUGACACGUUCAAAUCUAAGUACGACUGGUCCCGUCACGAGAAGUCUCUUCACUUAUCGCUGGAGAAGUGGAUUUGUGCUCCUCUUGGAGAUGUCAUCACAGAUCCUGCUUCGGGUAAACGGAAGUGCACCUACUGCGACGCCCUGGACGCAUCGCGCGACCAUCUUGAAACCCAUAACCAUGCUUCUUGCGAAGAAAAAGGACUGGAGGCCCGCACCUUUUAUCGAAAGGACCAUCUUCGCCAGCAUCUGCGCCUCAUCCAUAAUUGCAAGAUGACGCCUAGCAUGGAGACUUGGAAGUCAGAGGCCACAUUCAUCAGGUGUCGCUGCGGUUUCUGUGGUGCAGAGUUCACAAGGUGGCAAGACCGAGUCGACCAUCUUGCGAAGGAGUUCCGCAACGGUGCAAAGAUGAAGGAUUGGAAGGGCUGCCGAGGGUUGGAUCCUCACGUGGCAGCUCUGGUCACAAAUGCAAUGCCGCCGUAUCUCAUUGGCAACGAAAGCAAGAGCCCGUUCCCAUUCUCUGCGAGCAACACUGCCAGCAUGGCCCACCAUAUCCAGCCACUUGGCCAAAUGACAGAUCUGGAAUUCUCUAUCCCUACCGUCAGGCACAAGAUGAACGGAACACCCAGCCCCUUAUCCCAGGAGGGCCUGCCAGGCCAGAACAUGACAGCUCAGCUUCAGUUCGAAACCGAUAUGUCUAUGGCAGAGACUUGUAAUAUAUCAACUUUCCCCGUUUUCGGCACACCAAUGAACACAUCGGCUAUUACCACACCCACCUGGGCCAGCAACACCACCACAAACUCCAACGUCUCCCCGAGCUCGAACCCAAAAACUGCCACUGCAACCUGCUGGGAGAUCCUGACGCUCCGUCUCGGUCGCUUCGUACGUCAAAAGAUGGUUACAGAAGGUCCAGGCAGCUGCACCGACGAGCUAAUCCAGAGCGAAGCGCGCCGCAUCCUGUAUAACGACGACGACCCGUGGAACCAGACAGCGGCAGAUAACCCCGAAUGGCUAGCGCUCUUCAAAAAGGCGCACGGCAUCGUGGAUGUGCCUGAUAACUUCGAUGUCUACGACGCACUGGAGGACUGUGGUGUCAAUAUACACAACCCACCGAUGGAGACAUAUUCCAUACUUGGAAGUAAUACCAUCCCAGAGCUCGACUACAAUGGCAAAGGCGAGCCUGCGCUUGACGGGAGUACGAAUAUGGGGUUGAAUCUCGACUUGGGUACUGUGAACGAGUGCUUCAAGUACCCUGGGUGGGGUCAGAUUGCGGAGAUAGACUGCGAAGAGGCGCAUCCUCAGAUUAUGGAUGGAGAUGCGGGAGAAUUGGAGCUGUUCAAUUGGGACGAGGCUAUGGACGGCGCUGUGUUUAACGAUAGUGCUGUGUUCAACAUGGGCUGCGGCGCUUGA